GUCGACUGGCGCACUCUAAAACGGCCCAAGCUUAAGUUACUCGCGAUCCGAUUGAGCCAUUCAACAAUUGAGUGCUGAAGCGACUACAUCGCGCACCAAACGGCUCCAAGUGAUAGAGGCUUUUCUCGAUCAGGAAAAAAGGUUAAAGCCGCAGAAGGAAGUGGAGGAAGAGAAACAGACCAAGUGUCCAAAGUCAUCAUCUUGCAUGUCUGCUGCAAAAGUGAAAAGAUAUCAGUGAUUUUAUUCCAAUCUUCGCGAGUGCUCUGUGAUUACUCCAAUCGUUAUUCGCUUUGGGUACUAAAUGCGGAAAUUUGAUCACUGAGGAGAGACACUUGAUUGGGAUUAACGCUCAGUGGAUUUGCAAGAGACGGAAAGAGACACUAAAUAUAAAAAAAGUGAAAUUGUGCACAAGGAAAAGCUCUCCCAAGAAAAAUAAAAAUUGUGUGAUCGCGUGUGCUUUCUUCCUCCUUCAUCUCUAAUUUAUUUUAGUUCUUUAUCAUUCUUCUUCUCUAUAUUUGUUUAAAUAGGAUAUUUGAAACCAAAAUGAAGCAAUUAGUAGUAUUAGUGAGUGUACUGGUCGUAGUUGCAGCACUUCCUGUUCCAUCGGAGGAACAGCCCAAAACAUCACUAGACCUUCUGCAAAUUCCUCUACAGAAUGGCAAGGAACUCGACAUUUUGUCACUCGCAGAUGAAAAUGGUAAAUUGAGCGAAAGGAAUAAGAGAACAAUCGAUAUUUUGCGGCAACUCUUCCCCACUAUUUCUCAGAUAAUCGAGCAGAAGAUCCAGAUGAUCCUACCGAUCUUGAUCCGCACAGUGGGACCAAUUCUGCUGCGCGGCGGAUUGGGCGGUAGUUCCGGUGGUGGCGGACAGACAAGCAAUGACGAUGAUGAUGACAUCGAUUCGAAUGGUGGGUCAAACGAUCGCAAGGUUAGCGUAUCACUGCCUGUAUUCGAACCGGGCUCAGACGAUGACGAUGAGGACGAUGACUUUGUGGACAACAGUGCCUCACCCACGAGCGUCUCGUCCACCGUCGAACCAGAGAAGACCAUCAGUCUGCGCACGAGGAUCGAUGGGGUUGAGACUGGUGGCGAUAGCAAUGAUAGAGAUGAUAAUGAUGAUGAUGAUACUACCAUAGCUCCCAUAGCUGCAGAAUCCGUAGAUGCUACGGCAUCUGCUACAACAGCUCAAUCCGAUAACCAAAAUUUGGCCGGAGGAAAAGAUGCAGAUAAUUCAUUGGACGCUAAUGCGAUCAAUGAACAAUUGGAGACCAUUAGAGUGGUGCGCGAGGCUGUGGCGGCUGCGGCGGCCAAAGAUCGCCAGGAGAUCAAUCAGCAGGAGGAGCAGGGAGUGAGCAAUCUCGAGAGCGACCAGCAUCCAGCUGAGUCACAGCCAGCUGUCGAUGAUCUCUCCCUGGACAAUGAGGCUGACGAUGAGAACAGAAAUAAGAGGUUUCUUCCCUUUGGAUUUGGUAGCUCUUCCGGAAGCAGUAGUGGUGGCUCUGCGGGCUCAGGCAACUUCCUAUUCGACAUAAUUCGUCAAACAGCAGAUCGUGCUGCCCGUGCUGCUGGAACCGUUUACCGGGUAGUUGCUGGAACUGAAUCACUCGGUGUCAACAUUUCCGCCUCUCACAAAGGGACUGUGCCCUUAACUGACGGGACAUCAAUUAUUGGACAGAGUCCUUCGCUCUUUGCCGGAAGUAUGGGUACUCAAUCCCAGGAUGAACGUGCCAAUGCCCCAGAUGGUACAGAAAAUGGUGAUGGCUAUACUGAAGGCAUCCCUGGGCCAGUUACCAGGCUGUUUGUGCUUGGCAACCGAGGACUCUCCAAUCUCAUUCAAGAUUUAAUUUUGCGCAUUGCUCGAACAAGCGAGCGACUCGUGAACUUCAAGGCUCGUCUCAUUACAUCGCUUAUCUAAGAAGGACCUCACCUGCGCUCAUCUCAUUUAGCCCAAGUCUCCAAAAUGACUCUGCCGAUGGAAAUACUCAGCCACAUUCAGCUCAAAUCCCUGGGAGCUUCUUUCCUCUCAUUUUCUUAGGCUUUUGCGCCCAGCUUUUGCGGCUUUUCCUGCAGCACUUUUCGCCCUCCUUAUUUCAUUGUUCUUCUCUUCCAGCGCUUUAUUUAUGAGAAGCUCUAACACUUUGUAAAAGGAAUUUUAUAAUUGGUGGUUGGUGCAUCCAAUUUUAAUGUGGCUUUAUAUUUUGGUACAUUUCUCAUAAUUUAUUCUCCUGAUGAAUGCGUUUAGUUGAAAUUAUCUCUCAUUUUAUUUCGCCUCUAUCACCAUCAUCUAUCGUAGUAGUUAAAAAUCUAUCAUUUCUUCUUCUGCACUGUAACUAGAAAGUUUUUUUUGUGUAUUUUUAUGUAGCCAACUUACCUCUGUUCAAUUUUGACUGUGGUAAUUUAUAGUGUUUGAUUUUAUUUUUCCUCAAAUUUCAUCCGAACACUGCCGCCCGAAGUAAAGGGGAUCCUUAAGAGGUAUAGGGCCUAAGGUAUAGGCUCUCACUCCUCCUAAAUCCUCCUGAACAAAUGAUUUUAAAAUACUCAAUGGAAAUUUCUUCAAAAAAUAAAAAUAGUGAACUGAAUGAAGCACUAUUUAACGAAAUUCUCUCGAAGAAAAGAACUCUCUAUCUCUUAAAAUAGAAGAAAGAACCAGCAGAUAAAAAAACCUAUCCACAAAAGAUCAAAAGUCAUUGUGUUGUAAAUAGAUUGAAAAGAAAAUUUAAACUACAAAAUAGGUAAUAGAAAAAAAUUGUGUAAAUAUUACAUGCCUAAUGUAACAAACAUGGAUUUAAAAAUAAUUCUCAAAAGAGCGAUAUAUUAAAAAAAAAAUUCAACAAAAGUAAAUUUGUGAUUGUCUCAAUGUACGAGUAUAUGUUUAAGUCUUUUUUUUUAUUGUAAUUUAAUAUUAUCCAUCUUUGGUUGUGUAGAAUUAUUAAAAGAAAUACGAAAAAUCAAUUAAAAUUUUGGGAGUCUCUGUCAAAAUAAAAAAAAAUCGCUAAUAUGAUUUUAUUUUUGCCAUAGACAAGGUUUUAAUUUAUAGCACCCCCUGUCCCUGCAACAAGAAAAUUCUCCAUUUGGACUGAGGCCAAGCGGGAGAAGUGGAAGUAAAGUGUGUGUUUUGUAAUUAUUUGAAAAUCACAAUGUAAUUCUAAUCACAAAUAUUGAGAAGAUAAACAAAAAAAGACCAUGUGUAAAUAAGCAAAAUAUAUUCCUUGUAUGUGAGCGAAAUAA
Molecule: messenger RNA, 3227 nt
Organism: Phlebotomus papatasi
Lineage: Eukaryota; Metazoa; Arthropoda; Insecta; Diptera; Psychodidae
Product: dentin matrix acidic phosphoprotein 1
Exons: 9
Coding region: 544-1914 (456 amino acids)
Source: RefSeq, a predicted model, not a curated record